AUGACCGAAGCCGCAGGCCUGGCUCUGGGUGUCGUUGCCCUUUGGAAGACAUGCGUAGAGGUGUUCGAGGUUGUCGACUCCGGACGCAGCUAUGGUAUAGACUACGAGCUUCUCCGUGUGAAGCUCGAAGUGGAGCGAAUCCGUCUGGUGACAUGGGGCGACACGAUAGGCCUGGAUAGAGAGAAUUCGACAACGCAACCUGAUACGCGACUCCAGCAGAGCCAUGUGAAUGAGACAGUGAUGCGACUCCUUGGGUGUAUCCAGCACAUUUUCGAUAACUCGGAGCGGCUGCAGAGUAAAUACGGGCUCCGGCCGUCGGAGGGCCAGACGCAGAAUGCUAGUAUCGAUGUCGGGGUUGGGCCUGGGAUCUUGGGUGCAGUAUUCAGGAGGCCGUAUGAGAAUCUGCGAAGGGCUGCAAGGGAUAGACAGAAAGACACAAAGUUGAUGAAGAAGGCGUUGUGGGCUAUUCAUGAUAGAUGCAAGUUUCAGACUAUGAUCAUGGAGAUCAAGGGGUUCAACGAUAAUCUGGAGAGCUUGUUUCCGGGAUCACGGCUUCAGGUUGCGGAGGCGUUGAGGAUAGAUGUGGAGAAUAGUGCUGCUGUUGAAGAACUUCAGCUAUUGCAGGAAGCGACGUCAGAAGACCAUGAAGUGCUGUCUGACGUUGCAUCGGCCAGGCUAGAGGCUUUGGGUGCCAGCACCGUGAGAUCAGAGUUACUCACUGAGAGAAGCACUUUAUAUUGCUCGGCAAAACAGAAAGGUGCCCUAUCCAUUAGUAUUCACGAUCCGCAAAGUUAUUCUUCCAAGGUAUCGGCGUAUGUUUAUUACGAGGGGCAAGGAGAGGAUCGCUGGUGGUCGCGAAAUGAAGACGGUUAUGUAGAGCCAAUACAUGCAUGCUUUGAGCUAUAUAAGAGAAAGAGGUUCCACGCCAAACGAAAGGAAAAAGAUUAUGACUUGGGCACUGAAGACGACAAUGUUUUGUUCAGCGUCGAAAGCAACUCGGAAUACGAAAACGUCAACCCAGGAACUGUCACAGUCAAAGGAUUCGCGCUUGAUGCAUGGGACUACGAAGAUACCAACUACCCUCGUGAGUCCACCGUGUUCACCAAUACCUCUGAUCCAGGAAACAUUACUGCUAAAAAGCUGCUACGCCGUAUCGACGAACUCCAGAAAGGCGCUGGUAAACUCGGCAUGCUUAAUUGCUCCGACAUUUUUGUGAAUUUUCUUGGCACAUCAAGCAUCUGCCUCGAAUGGAACAAUCCAAAGAAGAACGGUGGCGGUAUCUGGAAUUUACUCUGGCAAGUCAUCCUAGCCAAGGAGCUUGCGCGGCGACUAGAGAGUAAGACUGAUGGUGGUUGGACUUCAGGGUUCACCCCUCGAGUUCUUGCAUCCCUAAUCGUGAGCGACCUCUGGCUCAGAAAUGUAGAAAUAGUGCUCGGAGAAUCAAGAUUCAGAUUAGCAGACCUGAAGGGUGUAGAGAACGCAACAGAGAAAACCAAAGCCGAAGAUCUCAAGAAAAAAGGCAACGAUGUCUCCGCCGCCAUGCGAACUGGUCUAACCAACGCAAAAGCCCAACAAGAAGCUGAGCUCAGGAGAAUCGACGAAGAGAAAGACUUGAAGAAGCACGAAGGGCUGCGAAAAGCAUACGUUGAACAAGACUACGACACGUUGAUGAAGGGGGUUGAAAUGCACUCGCGCUGCCAUGAGCAACAGGUCGAAGGACUGCUGCUGUUUGCCGAGAAGAUGAAGUGGCCAUGGAUCAACGAGGUAAGGAAUUACGCAGAAGAAGCAUACAGUGACUUGCGAGGGGGGCAAACCCUUCCUGCAGACUUGCACGACUGGCUUUUUGGCAUGAUACUUCCGGGUCAAUGGUUUGCAUUCAAGAUCAUGACCGCAUUGAUCCUGUGCACACCAUCCAUCAAGGAAAAGACUGGUAUAGCCGCCUUCUUCGACUGCGGUCUCUCCCUCCCAAAGAAAUCAUACUGGAGAGUCCGCACAGUACUCGGUCGAGUUCUGGGCUGUCUCCCAGGCCUUAUCUCUCUCUGCGGGUGGAUUGGGCCUUCGCGGAACCUCAGUCUCGUAAAACACAUAUCCCGAGACCCCAGUGCGCCAAUCAUAGUUAGCAGCUCCGGCCGCGGCUACGACGACACACAGCCGAAAGAAGGCGAAAAAAUCGAGCCCUGGAUGGCCGACAUGCGCAACGCAAGCAACUGGAUCGUCCCUGAGCCCCCCGUCAAGCAAGUCAGCACUUGCGAAUUGAAGACCAUACAGCUUAAUCGCAACAACAUAGGCAUUGGCUCCAUCGACGACGAAGAAAAAGUCAUGUACCUUGCGCAACUCGUCUUCAAACGAGACGACAGCCCGGACCUACAAACAUACAAACUCUUCACCAACCCCGUCUUCGUGACACCUCCGCCCUGUCGUCCUGGUCCAAAGGGCGCCCAUGAAAUUCAUCUAAGGGAGCUACAUAGAUAUAGUGAGAAGAACAUUUGGACGAUCGAGCAGCUGAGGGAUCAUACGGCUGAGGAUACCGAGGAUAUCGAUGUCAUGGUGAUCAAUGCUACGGGAAAGGGAGCAGAGUUGUUGGCGAGAGCUUGGUGUUCGGAGAGGGGGAAGAAUGCGGUUAUACGGAGGGCGGGUGGGCCUUGUUAUGUUUGUGCUGUGCAGGCGGCUGGUCAGGGUGGUCUGCGGACCGGGGUGUUAAUUUGGGUUUCUUGA
Messenger RNA from Bipolaris zeicola 26-R-13, 2715 nucleotides. RefSeq lists its product as uncharacterized. The transcript is spliced from 6 exons. Bases 1 to 2715 code for a protein of 904 amino acids. NCBI's taxonomy places the organism in Eukaryota, Fungi, Ascomycota, Dothideomycetes, Pleosporales, Pleosporaceae. The record is from RefSeq and is a predicted model, not a curated record.